This is a messenger RNA of Closterium sp. Yama58-4, 6327 nucleotides long. Lineage: Eukaryota; Viridiplantae; Streptophyta; Zygnematophyceae; Desmidiales; Closteriaceae. The record is from the annotation of a GenBank genome assembly.
AUGGGGGGAGAACGAGGCCUCGAGCAGGUACAGUCAGUUGCGCGGGACACCCCACCUGUCGCCACGAAGCAUCGCUCCGUGUUUCGCGGUAUCUCGAGCGCGCUACGGUCCAACCGAGCUCCGCAGGCCGCCACUGGCGCCACCGUUACAGCCUCUGACAGUAGCCGAAGUUCUAGUAGCGGGGCCCGCUCUUUAAAAUCGAAUAUUUCCGCCCCCGAGCGCAGCACUGUAUGGGACGCCCUUCAGAGGGCGCAACGCGGCGCAGCCCCCGCAGCCACCUCAGCAGCUGCUAGUUCCACGUCAGAACGUGACAAUCGGUCGUCAGACCGGGAAUUGCGGGAAGAGGAUAGGCCGCCGAGUCGGGAAACGCGGGGAGAGACACGGGAGGAGGAGUGUAGUAGCGGGGGCGAGGAGGUUACUUCUCGUUUUCGUGAGGAAUGGCGAAGCGAGAGAACGGAGUCGGAGGAAAGCCCGCACGGGCAGCAAUCGACGGCUGGAGGCCGCAUCAGCGCGCAAUCUCAACAGCAGGAACGGUCGAGAUUGCGGCAAGGGCAGCAUCCGCAAGGGCCGCCGCGAAAGGCAGGGUCGAACGAGCAGCAGCAGCGCCCGCCGCAGCAACCGCCGCAGCAUCCGCCGCUGCAGCAGCAGGUGCUGAAGCGCCAGACGCACGGGCAAGCUCCGCACGGCUCCCCUCAGGUCGCUCCGCGCGCGCGGAACGCGCAAGGCUUGGCGGAGGGCCUGGCGGAGGGGACGGAGCGCUCGACCAGCGCGCCGAGGGUGCACCAUGCGCGGAGAGCCAGCAGCGGCGCAGCGCUUGCGCUGCCAUCGGCGCAGAACGCGGGUGAGGGGAGGAUGGGGGGCUUGCGGGAUGGCAGCCCCGCGAAACCCAUAAGCGGACGCGGGGGAAGAGACGGGGCUUCCGCGCAAGCGGAUUUCGAGCCUAAGCGGAGCCACCUUUUCCCCAUGCAGCCCCCCCAACCGCAGCAGGCAGCCAGCGCGGGCCCGCGGGCUAAAGCUGGAAACACCCCUCCGCGAUUGAGGCUAGAUCGCAUGGGGAGUACGGGAUUCCUGGCGGUGAGUCCCCAGAACCGAUCCCCUGGUGCGACAGACAUGCUGGGGCGGCCGUUCCCCGUGAAGCAGGCUCCCUCCCGCUCCAGCUCCGAGGCCUCAGACGCGGACGGGGAGGGUGAAGGCGGAACGGGGAAGGAGGGGGGUACGGGGGGGGGAGGAGCUAAAGGGGAAGCGGGGCUGCGCAAGGGGGAGGGUGCUGGGGGGGCGGGGCAGGGCGGGGGAAGCGGGGCGGGUGGGCCGGAGAUAGUGGUUGGUGAUGUGCUGAGCAUGCUUCCCGACAGCAUAACGAACAUGUUCUUCACGAGUAUAAAGUCUGAGCCGCCCAGUCCAGUCCCUUUUGGAACCCCGAUAUCCAGCGGGACCAAUCAGACAGGCAGCACGUCUAAGCAGGCAAUUAAAGACGUCUCUAGAGGGGCGGAAUCAGCAUCAGAGGGUGAUGAGGCGCGGCCCGUUCAGGACAUGGCGAUUGCAUUCGCUCUGCCCAACUCCCACAGCGACAGCAGCAGCACAGGAGACGUGUCUUUCCCCUUCCCCUCCUCCUCCCACACCCACCACCAACCCCCCGUUCAAACCCCUUCAUUCCCCUCCCGCCCGUCCCACCACCCGCCCAGAUCCCACCUCCCCUCAGCCUCAGUGGACCUCGACCCCAGAUCCCACCUCCCCUGGAACCAGCCGCCUGACGCCUCCCCCAUGAGCCUUGCUGGCUGGUUCCCCUCCUCCUCCUCCUACCAGGAACCUUCCGAGCACUCAAUUCCCUCUUGGGAGGUGACUGCAUUGUUCGCCACUCUCCCUCUCGCUCUCGCUUUGCUUGUUAUCCAAUCUGGUUUGUUCCCACCUGCCAUCCACUCUCUCUCGCUCACCCGCGUGCCCCUAUCUGCUGCCAUCUCCCCGUCCCCCGAGCAGCUGAGUGGCAGUGAGUCGCGCCUGCAGAGGCGCUUCUCAGACAAGUCCCGCGCGCCCCUCCCCCCCCACUCCGCCCGCAACUCCACCCCUCCUCGCCUCGCCCCCCCUGCGCCCUCCGCCCCGCACCACUCCUCUCUCCGCCCCUCCUCCCCCUCUCUGCGCUCCUCCUCCCCCUCCAUACGCCCCUCCUCCCCGUCCCCCCGCUCUUCCGCCCCCUCCCUCCGCCCUCCAUCCCCCUCACCUCGCCCCCCCUCCCCGUCCAUCCGCCCCCCGUCCCCCAGUAUGCGCCCCUCCUCCCCCCCCAUGUCCUCCCCCUCCUCCAUCACAUCAGCUUCUAGCUUUGCCUCUUCCUCCCUUGCUUCCUCCGCUGCCCCCCCUUUGCUCGCCAAAUUCCCACGAAGUGCCUCCACUGCCGGAGCUAAUGCCCCUGUAGGCCCGGUUUACUCCGACCCUACAAUAGCACCUUCCAGUCGCAACAGAUUCCCCAAGCCUCACGCCGAACCUGCCACAUCCACAGGUUCGGCAGGCUCCUCCACGUCGCCGCCUCUUGUCAGCCUUGACCUGGGCGCAGGGUUGGGAGUGGGGGUGAGCACUACAGGCCGCGCUAGUAUUGAUGGUCCCGGGCUGGCCAGAGGGGCAGGCAGGGAGCACAGCGGCGCAAGAGAGGGCGCAGGGAGGGAGGGGGCGGGGCGAGAAGGGACAGGGCGAGCGCAAGCAGCAGGGGGGUUGGGUGCGGUGGGGAGGGGCGGAAGUGGCAAGGGGGAUGGGCGGCUGCUGCGGAGCCGGUCGGGUGCUGCAGGGUUGCUGGAGGCGCAGGGCGACGGGGAGAGGGGCGAGACAGGUGAGAAGGGCGAGAGGGGAGAGAGAGGGGACAAUGAGAGGCGGCGGAGAGGGGGCGAGGAGGACAGGAGUGUAUCGGUGGGGCGGCGCAGGGAGGUGGGGUGGGCGGACCUGGACUCGCAGGUGCAGGGGGGAGGGGGGGAAGCAAGAGGCGUGGGGGAGGUGAGAGGCAUGGGGGGGAGGGAGACACUGAUGCGAGCAAGGUCGUCCCGGGAAGGUGGAGGGCGCGGGCUGCUAUUGGGAGAUCUGGAGGGGGGUGCGGGGGAGGAGCGGACAGGCAGGGCAGCUGCAGCAGGAGUGGCAGGGGGAGCGGUGAUGGGUGGGGGGAGGGCGAGGGGGGAGCUGCUGCGAUCGAGAUCGCAAAAGGAGGGGGGGUCAAGGGGAGUGAUGUUUGCUGACUCGCUGGACGAUUCGUGGAAGGAGCAGGCGAGUGAGGGAGUGAAGAGGCGACUGUCGGAUCCGCCCCGCGACCAUCAUGGGCAUGGUCAAGCGAGUCAACACGGUCAACAGGCCGAGGCCGCAGCAGCAGCAGCAGCAGCAGCAGCGAGGCGGCAUGCGAGAGAGGCAAGCGAGGACAUGGGGGACGAUGUGGUGGACGCCAGACCCCUCGUGCACGUCCCCGCCCCCCUGCUGCCGCCCUCCCCCCGCCCCUCCCUGCCCAGUCAAGGCAGUCAAGGCAGUCAGCCCGGUCAGACGAGCCAGCAGCAGCAGCAGGGGGUGCAGCAGCAGGGGGUGAGAGGGGGGGCACAUGCGAGGGAGGAGUCGAUGGAACUGGACGAUGACGUUGUGAAUGCCGUGCCGCUUGCGCCUCUAGACCGGGCCACUGCUGUUGUGGAUGAGGAGGACGAGGAGGAGGAGGGAGGUGACUUGGAGGGUGCUGUUGGUGUUGUGUCGCCGAGACGGGAGGGGGAGGCGGCUGUGUACGGCAGCUGGGCGGGAGGAGGGCUGGCUGAGAAUGCUGCCGACUCGCUACAGUCCCUCGCCGCCCAGGUCUCUGCCGGCCGAUUGCCGGCCAGGCCAGGAUCCAGUGGAGGGAACAGACCGGUCACUGUAGCCCCAGCUACAGUGGCCCCUGCCGCCCGGCCGUCCUCUCGACCAAUGGCGAUGCGGCCGGCAGCCCUGGAUCUCCCUGCCGGCCGGCCAGGGUCACCAUUGGCCAGCGGAUCAACAGCAGCAGGAGGAGGAGCAGGAGCAGGAGCAGGCACAGGUGGUGGCGGCACGCAUCCCUCUCAUCUCCCUGCUGACUCCGUGAGCCCUCCCCUCUCCAGCAGCCUCUCCCCUGCUGGCCUUAGCUCCCCUGAAUCCGCCCUCUCUAGCCCGCCCCUGGCGGAGGUGGCAGUGUGGGCGCCGGGGGAAGGGGGUGGUGUUGGGGGGGAGAGAAUAGGGUCCGGUGGGGGUGCUGUGAGCGGGGAAGGAGAGGGUCUGUCGUUUUGGGGGCAAGGGAAUGACCGGAACAGCAGUUUCCACAACCACUAUCAGCAGGAUGAGCAUCAGCAACAGCAACAAUGGCAACAACAAAGACAGCAGCAGCAGCAGCAGCAGCAGCAGGAGCAGCAGCGGCAGGAGGGCAGAUUAGAGCAGGGUCAAGGCGCAUGGCUGGGAGCAGCAACGAGCGAAGCAGGUGGGGGGGCGGGAGGGGCAGCGGGCGCAGGAGGAGGGGAGGUGUGUGGGAGUCCAGAGGGGUCGGUGGGGGUGUGCUCGCUGGUGGACGUGUGCUCGCCCGUGUACAGUGCCGAUGAGGGCAGCGUUGUCCUGGGCGGCGGCGGGCGGCGGCUGUCUCGGCACUCCAGCCGGGCUUCUAUUGGGUCGCCUGAGGGCGGCGCGGGCGGGGGCAGAGGGGGGAAGCGGGGCGCGUGGGGGGUGGGGGCGAUUUUGGAGGGCGGGGAAGGGGGGGUGAGUGGCGGAGGGGAAGAAGGGGAGGGGAAGCGGGCCAGGGUGAAAGUCGGGGAGAGGGGGAGGGAGGGGGAGGGGAAAGGGGAGGAGGGUGAGGGGGAAGGGGAGACGCAUGGGAGGGGCAGUCAGGAAGCUGAUGCGUUUGAGUUUGACAUGGAUGAUGCUGACGUGGCAGCACCCCGGAAUGACCCAGCUGGUGCUGACGUGGCACGAGACGGCCGGCCCUUGGCCAAUGGGGCAUUGCCAGGGGGGAUGGGUGGGGCAAUGGGGAGCGGCAGCAUGGGCAUGGAUGGUCACAUGCAUGGUGCCAUGCCCAUGGAUGGCUCCUCACACAUGAUGAUGAAUGGCAUACCCAUGCCUGCACCUAAUGGUGCCCCGCAAUUUCCCGGGCAGAUUUUCCCCCCUGGGAUGCUCCCAGACAUGAACGGGCAGCAGCAACUCAUACCCGGGCAGAUGUUUCCGGAUCCCUCUCAACCCUUCCCCCAAGGAGACCAACAAUUUCCCUUUCCCGGGCAGCCCUUCCCUCUGCCCGGAUACCCAUUCCCUCUCCCCGGGCAGCCCAUGCCGGAAGGCAUGCAAGGGCAGCUUCCUCCCGGGCAGUUCCCCGGGCAGCCGCCGGAAAUCCCCGGCUUCCCGGGCGUGUUUCCGGGCGGCAUGCUGCCGGGGCAGCUGGGCGGCAUGAUGCCGCCCGAGAUGCUCCCGGGGCUACAGUGCCCGAGAUUCAUUCUGCGCCGCCCGUACCGGAACAUCGAGCGCGAGUACAUGCUGCAGGAGAGGGCACCUCUGGGCACGGGGCAGUUUGGCAUCAUCAGGAGCUGUGUGAAGCUCAAGACGGGGGAGGUGCUGGCGUGUAAGAGCAUCAGCAAGAGCACCUUCCAGUACGCGGACGAUGCGGAGGCGGUGGGCAUGGAGGUGGCGGUGAUGGAGAUGCUCAACGGCCACCCCCACAUCAUCCGCAUGCGCGACGCAUUCGAGGACUCAAGGGACGUGCACAUAGUGAUGGAGAUGUGCACAGGGGGCGACCUGCACGACCGAGUGAAGACGCACGGGCCGUACAGUGAGGAGGGCGCGGCGCGGGUGCUGCGCGGGCUGGUGGAGGCGCUGCUGUGCUGCCACGGCAAGGGCGUCAUGCACCGCGACGUCAAGCCCGAAAACGUGCUCAUCUGUGACACCCAGGAUGACACGAGGGUCAAGCUGAUCGACUUUGGGGUCGCCACCUUCAUUGAGCCAGACGCGUCGUGCAUGGAGUUCGUGGGCACGCCCAUGUACAUCGCCCCGGAGGUCAUCACGGGCGCGCACGGCCCCGAGGCCGACAUCUGGUCAGCGGGCGUGGUCUUAUACAUCCUGCUGUGCGGCAUGCCGCCCUUCUGGGCGUCCACCAACGAGGCCAUCUUCCAGGCCAUCAAGGAGAGCGAGGUGUCCUUCUCCUCGCCUCGCUGGCAGACUAUAUCGGACAGCGCAAAGAACCUUGUAAAGAGGAUGCUUACAAAGGAUCCCAAGAUGCGCAUCCUGGGUGCUCAAGUGCUCGGUGCUGCUUGUGUUGUCUCGUUCAUGGAAUUUACAAGAAGCACUCCCACGCCUCACUUCCCCUCUUCUCUUCCCCCUCCACGGUCCACCUAA